GCUGUUUCUCAAACACCGCUCACCGUCAGGUGCAGGUGCAGGGCCCGGUGCAGGGCCCCCGGCCUCGUCAAGGACAUCAUCACCUCAGGGGGGCGCUCCCACAACGUGCUGCAGAAGCUGCAGAAGCUGCAGAUGAUGCAGGGCUUUGGGGAUGCUGGUAAAGUGGGCGCGGUGCGGCGAGGAUGCCACGCGACGGACGCCGGUCCAACCACCACCAGGUCUGUGCGAGCGAGCAUUCACGGCACAUCAACUGCAGAACACCGUGAUGCCCUUCGACGUAUCAACCGCCUCUCCAGCCGAGGCCUGUGCAUCCGAAAAUAUCCCAUCAACUUUCAUCAAGUCACAAGUGCAGCUGCUCUGAGCUGUCCUGCAGCAGUCACCAGUCACCAGUCACCAGUACCAAACCAGUACCGUAUUCAGCGUGGCCCUGACAAAGCUCGGGCCCCGCACAUCUCCUUUCCCUGCUCCUGGGCCCUUCUCAGGCCCUCACCCACAACGCUUCUCUCCGGCCUGGUCCAUGAGUCGUGGUGGAGGCACACUACUGACUCCACAACUCAAAUACCCAUUUCUGCGCCGUGCCUGAGGUGGUCCCGUCGGCGUUGCCAUCGCAUCGUGUCGGGAAAUGCCCGUCAGCGCGUGUCAAGGCUUCCUGCUCGUCCGGGUCGUCCCAGUCGUGGAGUAAGGUUGCGGAGGACGUGCCUGAUCGACGGAGACCACCCACCGCUCUUCUUCGGCCACUGGGCCGUGUCCGAGCGGAGCCGAAGGAAGACGAGGGUGGCGCGCGCUAGAAGGUUCCCGCGGCUUUCUAGAAGGGCUGAAAGAAGGCGUGAAAUGUUUCACUUCUGGAUCGCCGCCAUUCAACCCCAGACUCGUCCACCCGUUCUCACGCGUGGCCAUCGGCAUGCACGCCAAUUUCGGUGCUGCUGUACAUUUUGAUCGCCCGCCGGGUCCACCGACGGCAAGUUUGGCACGUCGGGACGCUGUUGGUUUCCCUCCCCACCCAUCGUCAAUUUGCUAGUCGCCGCGCAUCUGUUUGACCGCUUUGGCGGUGUGGAUUACAGACAACAUGGGUCGAGGUUGUGGAGGCAGAGUUCGAUCCGUCGGCAAGAUAGGUGUGCCCUGUUGCCCUGCUUACCCUAGUUUCAGUGUUCGUCAUCCGAGUUCCGUCACUGUUUCGACCAAGAGUUGGAUAUUCAUCGACGGUUGGACAGCUUGAUCAGUACCUAAAUUAGUUCUCACGGGAGCUCUUCCGGACACGUUUUCUUCUGGCUGCCGCUGCCAGUUGGC
Messenger RNA from Hyaloscypha bicolor E, 1287 nucleotides. RefSeq lists its product as uncharacterized. Lineage: Eukaryota; Fungi; Ascomycota; Leotiomycetes; Helotiales; Hyaloscyphaceae. The transcript has 3 exons. Bases 133 to 936 code for a protein of 267 amino acids. The record is from RefSeq and is a predicted model, not a curated record.